Molecule: messenger RNA, 4166 nt
Organism: Phyllostomus discolor (pale spear-nosed bat)
Lineage: Eukaryota; Metazoa; Chordata; Mammalia; Chiroptera; Phyllostomidae
Gene: ILRUN
Product: inflammation and lipid regulator with UBA-like and NBR1-like domains
Exons: 5
Coding region: 202-1077 (291 amino acids)
Biological process (GO): macroautophagy
Cellular component (GO): phagophore assembly site
Molecular function (GO): ubiquitin binding
Source: RefSeq, a predicted model, not a curated record
GGGGAGGGAGGGGGGGAGCGCGCGAGAGAGUGGCUGAGUGAGUUUACCCUUAUGAGGCGGUGAGAGGCCCGGGGCCUACUUCAAAGGAGCGGGGUCGCGGCGCUAGCUAGCAGCGGGCCCCCUCCUGGUCCCCGGGCCCGGCAGUGCGGCGGCGGCGGCUCGGUAGUGAGGAGGUGGGGAAGCGGGUGUCCGGCCCUAGACAUGGAGGGCAUGGACGUGGACCUGGACCCCGAGCUGAUGCAGAAGUUCAGCUGUCUGGGCACCACCGACAAGGACGUGCUCAUCUCCGAGUUCCAGCGGCUGCUCGGCUUCCAGCUCAACCCGGCUGGCUGCGCCUUCUUCCUGGACAUGACCAACUGGAACCUACAAGCAGCAAUUGGCGCCUAUUACGACUUCGAGAGCCCAAACAUCAGUAUGCCUUCUAUGUCUUUUGUUGAAGAUGUCACCAUAGGAGAAGGGGAGUCAAUACCUCCUGAUACUCAGUUUAUAAAAACAUGGCGGAUCCAGAAUUCUGGAGCAGAGGCCUGGCCUCCAGGGGUUUGUCUUAAAUAUGUCGGGGGAGACCAGUUUGGACACGUGAAUAUGGUGAUGGUGAGAUCGCUAGAGCCCCAAGAGAUUGCAGAUGUCAGCGUCCAGAUGUGCAGCCCUAGCAGAGCAGGAAUGUAUCAGGGACAGUGGCGGAUGUGCACUGCUACAGGACUCUACUAUGGAGAUGUCAUCUGGGUGAUUCUCAGUGUGGAGGUGGGUGGACUUUUAGGAGUAACGCAGCAGCUGUCAUCUUUUGAAACGGAGUUCAACACACAGCCACAUCGCAAGGUAGAAGGAAACUUCAACCCGUUUGCCUCUCCCCAAAAGAACCGACAAUCAGAUGAAAACAACUUAAAAGACCCUGGGGGUUCUGAGUUCGACUCGAUCAGCAAAAACACAUGGGCUCCUGCUCCUGACCAAACCGAGCAAGAUGAGAAUAGACUUUCACAGAACUCUGUAAAUCUGUCCCCCAGCAGUCACGCAAACAACUUAUCAGUAGUGACUUACAGUAAGGGGCUCCACGGGCCUUACCCCUUCGGCCAAUCUUAAACGGGUGUCAGCAAGAAGAAAAACUAACAAAAGACAGAAGGUUGACUUUGGUGGCGGGCGGGCAAGGGGUUCCUCUGGAUUGUAGACCACAUCGCACGGACCUCUGGCUCUGAUCGUCCAUCCUGGAAGAAGAGGAAGAAGCAGAACAGACUAGUUUUGAGUAAACUCAGUGUGCAUGUGUGAAUGCUGAAUCGCUGGAGUGGUGUUGAGGCUACCAAGAAGAAAUCCAUGCAGCCACCUUGGGUUUUGUUUAUUAGGCGUCAGUCUAACAAGUAUUUAGGCCACUCGGGAAGGGGAAAAAAGCCAUCUUUUUGAACAAAAAUUAUUUUGCCUACAGACAGGUUGUAGUUUUGAGCACAUGUUAAUUUACCCCCUCUUUCUACACUUUUAUUUUUUUAGAUAAAGGAUAACAUACUCUUUGUAGAAUAGCCGCUUGCUCCGGGAGUUCAGGUUCAGAGCUGGUAUGGUGUUGGGGGCUCGUGGGCAGUGCUGCCGGAGGCAUCUGCCAUGCCGCGUGAUCCAGAGUCUGAUGGCAUCAGCCAGUGAGCUAUUGCCCCUUUCCUCUUCUUUUCUCUUCCAUCUUCUGUUGAUUUACACCUUUGACAUCUGUAAUUGUCAGAGCCUCUCUGAAGACCAAACUUCCCUGUGUGGCCAGCAGAGGAAGCCUGAGGACAGGCCUCAGAUGAUACGGGAGUUUCGAAGGCUGAGAGGUGUCCUUCUGCACACUUGUCACAGUUCAGACUGCUUUUCUCCCGUGUUUCUCGUGGCAGAAAUGUCAUCGUGCUUACUGCUGUUUGGAUUCUGCGUCCACAGUGGCCCCCGGUCACUCUGGGAGUGGUGCCUCUGUGCCGCAUAUAUGCGAGUGCCACAUGCACACUCACGGAUGUUGGUACAGCUCACCAGCAAGUGUGAAGUAAAGGUCCCAUGCUUCUCUGUUGUCACACAACUCCCUUCCCCGUGUUUCCUCUCACUGUCUUUUGUGGUGUUUUCAUAGCCUGUUAGUGGAGGCUGAGCUGUUAAGGUAUGAAAAUACAGCCACAAUCGGGGAACUUGCCAUGGGGAAGGGCCAGAGUUACUGACUCUGUGAUCUUGGAGACCACACUUGGGUGGAAAUGAGAGGACCCGCGUCCCGAGCAGGAUGCGUGGUUAUCAGGAGGUGGUGGGCAACAGGCAGCCCAGCCAGAGCAGAGGCUGGUUGGCUGGUUGCUCACUUGGGCGGGAAGCCCCACUGGCUUCCUGUGGAUUCUGAGCAGGUUGAGAUGUGGGUAUCUCCAUGGGGAGCUCGAACCAGGCUAGAACAGCUGUCUGCCAAAGAUACAAGAAUAUGCAAAGUCCCUCUUCUCUUCUCACCCCGCUCCUUCCCUCAAGUGUUGGUUGGUUUGGAAGCCAGGGGUAUGGAUCUAGGAUGUAGGGCUCAGUUGCCUGUCUGUUACCGCACCCCAGCCCACCCUGGGGGUGUGAGUCAAGGAGGGAGACCAGGUGAUGAGUGGCUGCAAGGGGUCGUAUAGCCUGGGUGCGGGUGAGGGUCUGCCUGCCUGUCUGUCUCUGUUUGGGUGUGUGAGUUCAAAAAAUGUGUGUUGUUUGUUCCUCCUCAUCCUCUUCUGAGACUGUUUUUUAAAAGCUUGAUUGUGAGCGAUAAGCUUGUAUGAAAUAAACCCUUUUGCCUUCCCUCCUCCCCCAGAAAUAAAAGAAGGGAUAUAAUUUGGUCCACUGGAGAAGCCCCGGGGGGGAGUGGAGCCAGCCUGCAGAGCAGGGCAGUACAGCUAGGUCUGGGGCUGGACCAGGGCUCACAGUGGGGUGCCCACUUUUUAUGCACAUGAAGAGUACCCCAUUUCUGAGCAGAGCAGAGGGGUGUCCCUGUCAGGUGCCCAAGCCAGGGGCUCAUGAUAACUUUUUGGCUGAGGACCCUGUUAGGCCCAGACUGCCACUUCUGUUGGUGCCAACCUCCUGGGACACCGCCUCCCUGGAGCCUGCCCAUGCCUAGCAUUCUCCUCGUUUGAUAGUCCUCGGAGUGGCAUGUCUCCAGGUACCCCUGGCAGGAUCGUGGGGGCUUUCCAUAACCUGGCUUCCUGGCUUCCUCAUCUGCCCCGUGCAAGUUGCCCCUUCACCGUUUCCCGGGAGGAGCUGCCUGCCGCUGUUCAGCAGAGACCUGCUGCUCUUGCUUGUAGGCACCCUGACCUGGCAUAGUGACUGUCCCAGUCAUGCUGCCUUCCCUCCCGAGAACAAACUAUUUCCAUACACAUCCUUGCAGAGGGCCAGAGCAAGCGCAAGCCAUGGAGUAGGGUCAGGAGUUCAUGGCUCCCCUGGACCAGGGGUUAGCUGUACCAUUCAUUCUGCCUCUGCUCACUGGUGUGAGCCUUCCUCACUGAUAGUGGGGUGGUACAGGCUACCUUCUCAGCCCCAGUAGCCUCUGCUCUUCACCGAACAGCUGAUGUCUGUGGGCAGGAACACCAGUGGCAGACUCACGAGGUGAGGUAGGCGCCACCCUUAGGGGAUGUGGGAAGUCCGGUGUGGGAGGUGGAGGUGCUCCAGCUCGGGAAGAGCCCAUCUGUGUGCAUGGGGUGAGGUGUGUGGAUGUGUGUGCACACGUGCAUGCCCUUUUUUUUUUUUUUUUUUUUUUUUGUCAUGGGGACAGUUGAAUUCAGGGCAUUUUUCUGCAAGAGACAGAUUUCUCUCCCUUUAUAAGGACUGGCUAUAACCUGAAACCCAUCUAAGGCACUUCUAACCUAGAAAGAACCUAAGCAAGACAGCCGGUGUGGCCGGAGGGUGACCGGGUGGGGAAUGGGCAUGAGAAUAAACAGCUCCCCAAGUCCAAUCCAAGCCCCCUCAGGAGAGGAUGGUGGGGUUGCCAGGGCUCAGAAAAGCACUUGAUCGCCCACCCCGCCCUGCCUUGCCUUGUCUUUGUGUCCUUGGGUGAAGGCUGGAGCAGCAGUGGCUGCCCCCCCCCCUCAACGGGUGUGUAGUAAGCAAGCUGGGUGGGUGUUUGUGGUGGGGCCUCGUGGUGCCUGGGAGGAGAUGAAGAUGAGGAGGUUUUUCCUUACUGUAUAAAUGAAUAUUUGUAUGAUUAAAUUAACACACACCAAAAACAA